This is a messenger RNA of Sarcophilus harrisii (Tasmanian devil), 1783 nucleotides long. It is a transcript of the gene PFN4, whose product is annotated as profilin family member 4. The coding region runs from base 143 to 532 and encodes 129 amino acids. Lineage: Eukaryota; Metazoa; Chordata; Mammalia; Dasyuromorphia; Dasyuridae. Gene Ontology annotation, cellular component: cell cortex. The transcript is spliced from 5 exons. Gene Ontology annotation, molecular function: actin monomer binding. The record is from RefSeq and is a predicted model, not a curated record.
GCGGCUCGCGGCCUCGCGCAGGCGCCCCCGCGGAACGGGCGCUGAGGUCAGGGAGCGGCCCCCGCCCCCCGUCCCCGCGGGCCCGGACCUGCGACUAGGCGAUGGUCCCAGAGACCCUCCACUGACCCAGAGUUGACCAAGAAUGAGCAAAGUACAAAACCUGCUGCUGGAAUCCCUCCUGGGCACGAAGCAUGUGGACCAUGCGGCCAUCAUCAAGUUCCAGGAGCAGACUGUGUUGGUGUCCUCCCCAGGGUUUAACAUCUCGCCCAAUGACAUCCGUGUGCUUGUGAACGUGUUCUCCAAGAACCCUUUCCAGGUGCGUAGGGAGGGCCUCUACUUCAAGGAGAAGGAUUACACGUGCGUCCGGGCAGAUGAGCGCUCCCUUUACGCCAAGAAGAACGACACGGGGCUGGUGGUGGUUCAGACCAACCUCUACCUGCUGGUGGCCACCUAUCGGGAGGACAUGUACGCCAGCGUGUGCGUGGAGGCUGUAGAGAAGCUGGGAGACUACUUAAGGAGAAAGGGAAAUUAACCCCCUGGGAAGAUUCUGGAAACCUCAUCUAAAGAAAAGACCGAUUUCCAAGCAGGGUUGAGGUCAUGGCUAAGAGACCUGGUGACAGUCCCAGUCCCGGUCAGAGGGAGGGGCAGGGUUAGCGGUAAUAGCCUAGGCAGUCCGGGGUUAAAGGUCAGGGGUGGGGUCAAAGCCAGAAUCAGGGGUGGUCGUGGGGUCCACAGGCCCAACAGUCCAAGGUAAAGAUCAGGGUUGGGGAUGCUAUUGGGAUGGACAGUGGGGAGUGCCCGGGCUCGGGGCCGGGACUGGGGUGGACAGCUGGGGGUUCGGGGCUGGGACUGGGGUCUUUCUUCCCGGGGUUGACUGCUUCCAGGGGUUUCUGGGCCCUGCCUCUGAGGCCCUUGGGGAAGGGGCUUUCCUGGCCCCUGUGCACUGCUGCUGUGGGGGGAGCCCGCCCCUACUUGGUCAGACACUGAAGGGCUCGUGGGUGGGCAGUCGAGGGUAGUUUAGCAAUGGCCGGGCCCAGAAAGCCCGGCCUGGACCGCCCACAUUCAGGGGGCAGAUCCGGUGCCCCCGGGGGUGCAAAUACAGCCCCCGGAUGCCCCUAGGCCCGGGUGCUGAGGAGUGAUCCCUGCCCACACCUGAGAAGAGGAGCUGCGGCUGUGGUCAAGCCUUCCCCCUGUCCCAGACCUACCCUGGCCCCGCCGCCGGCCACGGGCUCUCCCAAGCCAAUAAACGUCUGCACCGUCUUCUGUUUGCUCGCUGGGACAGGGGACCCGUGGAGGGGGGAGGGUGAGGGGCUGGAGAGGAGACCUGGGUGGGGAAGAUAUGGCCCCACAAGGAGCCUCGGGGCAGGCCCUCUCCCCUCUCUCCUUUCCCCUCUCCUCUCUCCCCACAACCCGUCUUGGGUGCCGCGGACCUGGCUGGUGCUCUCGUUACCUGCAAGCAGAAGUUGUCAUUGGCCCAGGGCCACGUCCAGCAGGUCUGGGGCCACACGAACUCGGCUCUUCCCGCCGGGACCCCUUGGCUAACCCUAACCCUAAAUGCCUCCCCAGUCACCCCGCACUUGCCCAGGGGCUUCGCCUGCCCUCCCUCCCACCCACCUCCCUCGCUGUCCCGGCAGCAGCCCCUGAUGUCAUGGAGCUCUGGCAGGAGGAAGGGCGGUGAAUGAGGGGAGGAGAAAGGCCACCCUGAGCCCGUCCUCCCAGCACUUGUCCCCUGGCAAGGCCCAGGGCUGCCCAACCCCCCAAGCCCCCCGACUCCCAUCUCCCU